AUGGUGCAUUUUCAUUUUCCAAAAGAGGCAGUCCUUGAAUGGAAAAGUAAUAUUGGGGUACCAAGAGGUAAAUUUAUUUCUUAUCUUAAGGCAAAGAAGAUGAUGUCCAAAGGAUACAUAUGCUAUCUUGUGAGAGUGAAAAAUAGAGAUGUGGAGUCACCAACUCUUCAAUCCAUUCCGCUAGUGAUUGAGUUUCCUGAUGUAUUUCCUGAAGAUCUUCCAAGUUUACCCCCAGAACAAGAAGUAGAGUUUAGCAUUGAUGUGAUUCCAAAUACUCAACCUAUCUCCAUCCCUCCAUAUAGAAUGACCCCGGCAGAAUUACGGGAGUUGAAGGAGCAAUUAAAAGACUUACUAGAAAAAGGAUUCAUAAGGCCUAGUAUGUCCCCAUGGGGGGUACCAGUUUUGUUUGUACGCAAGAAAGAUUGCUCGUUAAGAAUUUGUAUCGAUACCGGCAGUUAA
Messenger RNA from Solanum verrucosum, 459 nucleotides. RefSeq lists its product as uncharacterized. The record is from RefSeq and is a predicted model, not a curated record. Bases 1 to 459 code for a protein of 152 amino acids. NCBI's taxonomy places the organism in Eukaryota, Viridiplantae, Streptophyta, Magnoliopsida, Solanales, Solanaceae. The transcript has a single exon.